This is a messenger RNA of Striga hermonthica, 2448 nucleotides long. NCBI's taxonomy places the organism in Eukaryota, Viridiplantae, Streptophyta, Magnoliopsida, Lamiales, Orobanchaceae. The record is from the annotation of a GenBank genome assembly.
AUGGGUUCUGUUGAAGACAAUGUGAAACCAGGAGAAUUGGUUAGUGGGGCACACAAUUUACUUGAAGAUAUGAAGUUAUUGAAAGAAAUGCAGGAUCACAAUGGAGCAAAGAAAUCAAUAAAUUCUGAGUUAUGGCAUGCCUGUGCUGGCCCAUUGGUCUCCUUGCCUCAGAUUGGAAGCCUGGUGUAUUAUUUCCCACAAGGGCACAGUGAACAGGUUGCAAUAUCUACUAAUAGAGCAGCAACAGUGCAAACACCCAACUACCCGAACCUUUCGUCUCAAUUGCUGUGCCAAGUCCACAAUGUUACACUCCACGCCGACAAAGAAACAGAUGAAAUCUAUGCACAGAUGAGCCUGCAGCCUGUGAAUUCUGAAAAAGAUGCUUUCCCUAUACCAGAUUUUGGACUAAAGCCCAGUAAACACCCGACUGAGUUUUUCUGCAAAACCUUGACGGCAAGUGAUACGAGCACGCAUGGUGGCUUCUCAGUUCCAAGGAGGGCUGCUGAGAAACUCUUCCCACAAUUAGAUUACUCAAUGCAACCUCCAACACAAGAACUUGUAGUUCGAGAUUUGCAUGAUAAUACCUGGUCUUUUCGUCAUAUUUACAGGGGGCAGCCAAAACGUCACCUUCUGACAACCGGUUGGAGCAUGUUUGUUGGUGCAAAACGGCUUAGAGCAGGGGAUGCAGUUCUAUUUAUCCGAGACGAGAAAUCACAAUUGUUGUUGGGAGUUAGACGUGCUAACCGCCAGCAAACCACUUUGCCGUCUUCGGUUUUGUCUGCCGACAGCAUGCACAUUGGUAUACUUGCUGCAGCUGCUCAUGCUGCCGCUAAUAGAAGCCCCUUUACUGUUUUCUACAAUCCGAGGGCUUGUCCCUCAGAGUUUGUCAUCCCAUUCGCGAAAUAUAGAAAAUCCGUGCACGGCACACAAAUAUCUAUUGGCAUGAGGUUCGGCAUGAUGUUUGAAACCGAAGAAUCCAGUAAACGGCGAUAUAUGGGGACGAUUAUAGGAUUAAACGACCUUGAUCCACUGAGAUGGCCCAACUCCAAAUGGCGUACUCUUCAGGUCGAGUGGGACGAUCCCGGGUGUGGUGAUAUGCCGAAUAGAGUUAGCCCAUGGGAAAUCGAGACUCCCGAGAGUCUCUUCCUAUUUUCAUCUUUAACCUCAUGUCUCAAACGUCCGUUCCACUCAGCUUUCAUAGGGCAACAAACAGAUUGGGAAACUAUGGUAAACCGGCCUUUCUUCCGUGUUCCGGACAAUUUGCCCCCUGAAUUUCAAUGCCCCUCGGUUUCAAGCCUUUGGUCCGAGCAGUUACUGAGCAUGAUUUCAAAACCUCACACCUUAAACUCUCCUCUGCAAGAACCAAAGUCCCUUAUGCAACAGCCGACCAAAGACAAACUUGAAAUGAACAGAAAUGAUGUGUCCCCACAGGACAUUAUCCCAAAAAACACAAAUGUAUCGCCACCUGGGAAACAGACUUCACCGGAAAAUUUAGUGUCCGCAAACCAAAUUAACACCACACAGCAGCCUUUGCAAACGAGUCCUCCGCGCAUCACACAAUCGCAAUUCGACCCUUGUAAUCUGCAAGCUCAACAAAUUGAGAACACCACUACCAGUAGUAACUUACUUCAGUAUCCGGGCCAGGUUGAGUUCAGUUCUUUCCUAACACCCGCUGCCAACCAAGAUUUAUUCGACCCACAAAUCAACAACACUUCUUGUGGCUUGAAAGGCUUACCGAACGAUCACAAUAACACGGGCGACAUUUACAGCUGUCUCAAUCUUGAUGGUACGAACAGUGGAAGCACAGUGGUCGAUCCAUCUGUCUCUAACGCGAUCUUGGACGAUUUUUGCACGUUAAAGAAUGUUGAUUUCUCGAGUCCCUCGGAUUUUCUAGUCGGCAACCUGUGCGCGGCUCAGGAUGUCCAGUCACAGAUCACGACGGCCAGCCUGGCGGACCCGCCGCAGGCUUUCGCUAUGCGGGAGUAUGGAGACAACAUGGGAGGGACUUGUUCGAGCAAUGUUGAUAUUGACGAAGCUAAUAAUAAUCUCUUGCAGCCGGGCCCGUUUCAGCAGGUGGCCCCGCGGUUUCGUACUUAUACUAAGAUUCAAAAGGCCGGAUCAGUAGGGAGGUCCAUUGAUGUCUCGAGUUUUCGAAAUUACGACGAGUUGCGUUCGGAGAUUGAACGUAUGUUUGGCCUUAAAGGGCUUCUCAAUGACUCGAACUCGGGAUGGAAGCUGGUCUACGUGGAUUUUGAGAGUGAUGUUCUUCUUGUUGGGGAUGAUCCUUGGGAGGAAUUUGUUGGUUGUGUAAGGUGCAUUAGGAUUUUAUCUCCGUCCGAAGUUAAGCAGAUGGGGGAAGAGGGAAUGCAGCUUUUAAACUCGGCAGCCAUGCAAGGCGUUAAUAGCUCAGCCUUAGUGGCCGGUUGUAAGGGGAAAGAUGGCUCUUAA